UAAAGCAUUGAGCAAAGUUGGUGGGAGACAUCAGCUAAUUUUAUCGACAUAUACGAGUGUCCUACGAAUAUCGAUUCUCGCCAUAGCGCAAACCUCUUUCCGAGACAAAUCGCGAGCAUUUGUAUUAGACAUGCAGUAGUGGCCAGUAGUGAACAAGGACAUAUCUGAUUCAAAUAUAAUCCCUGUGUUGUGUUAUUUUCAUUGCCCGACUUCAGCUAUAAAUAUUUCUUGUUUAUCGUAGGAAAAACUGCAGAAAUCGUGAUGAUAAUGCACGAAAAGCUCGGCAUCUGCGGGGAAAAGCAGCACGUGAUAAUACUCCUGCUAAUACAAGUAAUCGUAAUCCUCCUAAUGGGUAUUCUGAUGACGUACGGACCAGUUGCCCGACCAAAUGUACAAAGAAAUCAUUCAAUGUACCAGGACAUCCAUGUAAUGAUAUGGAUUGGCUUUGGCUUUCUAAUGACAUUUCUAAGAAAGUACGGACAAAGCGCCGUUGGGCUUACUUUUUUGGUUGGGGCGAUACUCGUGCAGGUAGCCAUGUUAUGCGAAGGUGUUUUCAAUAUCGAGAAAAACGGAAAGGCGCCAUUGUCACUUGAAUCACUACUAAGCGCAGACGUGGCCGUUGCUGCCCCUUUAAUAUCGAUGGGUGCACUACUGGGCAAAACAACGUACAUCCAGCUAAUCAUCAUGGGCGUAAUAGAGCUGAUUGUGUACACUAUCAACAAGUACAUCGGAGAGCACCAUUUCGUGGCUGUUGAUGCUGGAGACAGUAUGUACGUUCAUGCUUUUGGUGCUUAUUUUGGAUUAGCAGUGAGUUUUAUGUUUGGGAUGAAAGAAAAACCAAAGGAAAAUAGUCUGGAAGGAUCUUCCUAUAAUUCUGAUAUUUUCGCAAUGGUUGGUACAUUAUUUCUCUGGUUAUUCUGGCCAUCGUUUAAUAGCGCAGCUUUAAAGGGUGAUGAACAGCAUCGAGCAAUCAUCAAUACUUUAUUAUCUAUAGCGGGAAGCUGCGUCGUUUCAUUUGCCGUUUCUGCUUUCGUUUCCAAACAGAGCAAAUUUAACAUGGUUCACGUGCAAAAUUCGACUUUAGCAGGCGGCGUUGCUAUUGGAACAGCGGCAGGAAUGAUGUGUGAACCUGUAGGAUCUCUAAUGAUAGGCAGCGCAGCUGGUAUGAUCAGUGUUCUUGGCUACAAAUAUCUAACGCCGUUAAUUCAAAAACAUCUUAGAAUACAUGACACCUGUGGAAUUCAUAAUUUACAUGGAAUGCCAGCCAUUUUAGCUGGUCUUUUUGGUGCUCUUUUUGCCGGUUUAGCCACCGAAGCUGAUUACAAUGAUUCUCUCUACGAGAUAUUUCCAGCCAGAAUUCCAGGCUUAGGUCCUAAUCUCACGGAAAUAAAUGAGAAUUACCGGCUCUCACUGAAACCUGGGUGGAACCGCAGUGCUGGACAGCAAGCCGCAUAUCAAUUAUUGGCCCUGGCCGUAACACUUGCCGUUGCUAUUGUUUCAGGAUUAAUAACCGGUUUCAUUCUUCGAAUGCCAAUUUGCGGUAACAUCGCAGAAGAGCAGAAAUUCGAUGACAUUGUUCUUUGGGAAUUCGAAGAUGAGAAUGUAGUUUGUGAAAUUUCAGCCGUUAGUAAGGAUGGAAGAAGUAGUCGUGCCACCGAACAAAUCUCAAUGGGAUAUAUUUAAGCUUAGGAUUAAUAAUCCGGAAGAAGAGGGAUAAUUCGCCGGAUAACGA
Messenger RNA from Ceratosolen solmsi marchali, 1732 nucleotides. RefSeq names its product Rhesus blood group-associated glycoprotein Rh50 (gene Rh50). The transcript has 10 exons. Gene Ontology annotation, cellular component: plasma membrane. Bases 262 to 1683 code for a protein of 473 amino acids. Gene Ontology annotation, biological process: ammonium homeostasis; ammonium transmembrane transport. The record is from RefSeq and is a predicted model, not a curated record. Lineage: Eukaryota; Metazoa; Arthropoda; Insecta; Hymenoptera; Agaonidae. Gene Ontology annotation, molecular function: ammonium channel activity.